This is a messenger RNA of Dromiciops gliroides (monito del monte), 2021 nucleotides long. It is a transcript of the gene HERPUD2, whose product is annotated as HERPUD family member 2. The transcript is spliced from 8 exons. Gene Ontology annotation, molecular function: protein binding. Gene Ontology annotation, biological process: endoplasmic reticulum unfolded protein response. The coding region runs from base 21 to 1244 and encodes 407 amino acids. NCBI's taxonomy places the organism in Eukaryota, Metazoa, Chordata, Mammalia, Microbiotheria, Microbiotheriidae. The record is from RefSeq and is a predicted model, not a curated record.
CCCCGCCCCCGGCCGCCGCCAUGGAGGGCCCGAGCGGGUCCGAGACCCCGCCCGUGACCCUGAUCAUUAAGACGCCCAACCAGCGCUACAGCGACCAGACCAUCUGCUGCCCCGCCGAGUGGACCGUGGGCCGCCUCAAGGCGCAUCUGGCCGACGCCUACCCCGGCAAGCCCUCUACAAAGGAUCAAAGACUGGUGUACUCUGGCAGACUGCUUCCUGACCAUCUGCAGCUGAAAGAUAUUCUCAGAAAACAAGAUGAAUAUCAUAUGGUCCAUCUAGUCUGUGCUUCUCGAACUCCUCCCAGUUCCCCACAACCCAGCAGCCGGAGAGGCAGUGAGGAAGCAUUGACCUCCAUCAGCAGUUAUAGUUCGGAUAAUUCAGGAUCAUCAACUCCAUCUUCAAGUCAAGAGACUUUGGCUACCACGGCCAGUUCUGGCUCCGAAGGACUGAGGUACCGCAGUUCACCCCAAGCCCCAGCCGAUCCCGAGCAAAGCCUUCAGCUCCCAUACGUGAUGCAGGGAAACGUUGGGCAUCAGUUUCCCGGACAAGCUCUUCCAGCUGGCUUCCCCGUCUACCCUGCUUUCAGCCCCCUGCAGAUGCUCUGGUGGCAGCAGAUGUACGCCCGUCAGUAUUACAUGCAGUAUCAAGCUGCUGUUUCAGCCCAGGCAACCCCCAAUACUGACUCAGCCCGGUCUGCUGCUGCCCAGGCUCCCCAUCUGGCCAAUGCCCCCGCACGUGAAGGCCAGCCAGGUCCAAACGCAGGGGCCCAGGAGAACCGAGCCUUGAAUCCCAACGUGCAGAUGAACGCGCAGGGAGGCCCCGUGGUCAACGAGGAGGACCUCAAUCGAGACUGGCUAGACUGGAUGUACACGUUUUCUAGAGCUGCCAUCCUCCUUAGUAUCGUGUACUUCUACUCCUCCUUCAGCCGCUUUGUCAUGGUGAUGGGAGCCAUGCUGCUGGUCUACCUACACCAAGCUGGCUGGCUUCCCUUUAGACAAGAAGGAGGGCAGCUGCAGGCCCCCAAUAAUGCUGAUGUGAACCAUGAUGGGCAGAACGGGAAUAAUGCAGACCUUGAAGAAAUGGAGCAUCUGAUGGAUGAUGGGCUUGACGAUGAGAGCGAAGAGGAUGCCGGGGAGGCUGCCAGUGCCGGGCCCCAGCCUGGGCUCUUGGCUUCGGCCUGGUCCUUUAUCACCACCUUCUUUACUUCACUCAUCCCGGAAGGGCCUCCCCAGGUUGCCAAUUAGACCUGACCAUCUGUGCCAGCCGAGAAAGAACUGUACCGAGCAGUGGGUUUGACUGGAGGGAAGUGUUUUAAAUAACAGUGCAAUUUCAAAAAAAUUUAUAACUUUCUUUUGAUCAUGUUGUAAAAAGGUGUUUUUUUUUCAGCUUCUCAUGCACAUGAAUCUUUUCAGCACAAGUGAGAGCUACACAAUGUGUGCUUUUUUAAACAUCCUUUAAGGAGGAGCACAGUGUGACAAUGUUGGUCUUCCAUGUUUUAUUCUUUUCAAUUAUGGAUAUUAUAGCAAGAAAAAAUUGUUGUUAGUGCACAUUAUUCCUUUCAAGAGCUGUUUAAAGUAUAGAUGUCUACAGCAGGGAGCCUGUGGCUCUUCAGCAGUGUGAAAUUUGAAUCAAUAAUGCCUGUUUUCUGCGAAUGACCCUAAAAGUUAAGAAGACGAUUUUUAUACUUCUGGUUUCUCCUCAGAAUGCCCAUCACACAAAAUGUGCUGGCAGUAGCUUUUCUUCUGCGACACAGCAAUAAGCCCUCCUCACGCUCGUUGAAAGCUUCACUUUUUUAAACCAGUUUUCUGAUGCCAGACUCAAUUAUGGAUAUUUUCUUUUGUAGAGUACACCCUAUUAAUUGGAACUAAUCCUUUUAAAACAAACACAAGCAGCUCUUCAAGGGAAUUAACAGUGAUGUUGGAUUCAUUACAAAUGUUUGAUAUAUACAGUACUUUUUAUAAAAUGAGAUGUACUGGAAAUCAGUCCCUGUAAUUAGUUUUUUUAAUAAAAGGUCAAUUAUA